Molecule: messenger RNA, 1152 nt
Organism: Microdochium trichocladiopsis
Lineage: Eukaryota; Fungi; Ascomycota; Sordariomycetes; Xylariales; Microdochiaceae
Exons: 6
Coding region: 1-1152 (383 amino acids)
Source: RefSeq, a predicted model, not a curated record
AUGCACAAGUCGCUUGCUCUCACCCCUUUGCUUUUUCUUGGUGCUGUCGGCCAGCAACUAUGGGUAGCGAUUCGCAUUACCACUACCUCAAGUCUCGUGCUAGACGACUGCGUCAGCUACUUUACCACGACCGUGACCCCACCAAUCAGCUACUUCACUAUCACCACGGCCCUUGUUCAGUCAACGCGGACUGAUGAUUUCAUAGACGAAACGACGGCAUCCACGACUACGAGCGAGACCAGUGUUGCCACUAUCUCCAGCAUCACAACUACUACUCAACUCAAUACUGCCAUCGCUACGGAAACCACAACAGAGACGUCCACACUCACAACGACAAGCACAGUCUUCGCCACGGAAUUUACCACGCUCGCUCGGCGGCAGGCUGUCAACGAGAGGGGCAUCUCUACUGUACCAAAUACAUCCCUUGAGCCUCAAUAUGCGCCAGUAUACCACCGGAGCGACAGUGCGGAUUCUAGCACACGCCUGUGUGCGGGCGCGCGGACGAUUACAGUUACCGCUCCAGCGCCCAGCUCGACUACGACCGUCUCACUGGAUUUGACAUCGAGCACCACAGUUACCUCGACACAGACAGAAACAGAUACUGUCACUGAGCUUGUCUCGGUGUACAUCACGACCCCCCUGACGUCCACCGUCGACGAGACAUCCACAACCACCUUCACUGAGACAUCCACCACUGACACCACAACGACAACGGUCUCCACGUCAACAUCUACAACCGUGGUACCUCAAAGCACAGGCGUCUUUCGCGCACGAGGGGGUACAUUCGACGGCCAGUACGGGUACAACUCAAAUGAGCUUUUUCCCGGAGUCUCCUUCCUCGUCUUCGGCGCACAGCGUGCCGACGCGACAACCAUCAUCCGCACGACUGAAGGUCACUUGCAGCUGCCGAACACAAUGAUCUUUGGCCGAGCCGGCCCAAGUCCUAAUCUCUCCCCUUUCUUCUUCGUCAGGGACGGUGCCAGUGGUGGAUUCGUCUAUAUCGACGCUGUAGUCGGACCUGAUGGAGUACUUGCCUUCAGCCGCGGGGGCUCGCCAGGCAUCGUCGUUAGUUGCGGUAGCACUGAAGCGAAUAUCGCUCAGACGGUGCCCGAUGGAUGCACAGAGUUUAGCAUUGUCUAUGAGGCCUUGUAG